AUGGCUGUAAAAACCAACGCUGACGACAGUGGCAGCUGUGAUGCUCCACCUUCACCCAGUUUAUCCACCGCAUCUUCACUGACAUCUUCAAUUUCUUGGAUGCAAAAAUCGCCUAAUGAGCUCAUUCCAAUGCUGAAAAAUGCGUAUAGUUCUAUCAAGGACAAAGAGCGAGAUUUGAAAUUGGCAGCUGAAAUUGGAAAAUCAUUGCUCGAGAACAACAUGGCAUUAAAGACCAACUACGACCACCUGCUGUCCAGUUAUGCAGCACCCUACCCAACGCCCUCCAAUUCAUCCAACUCACUGAUCAAGCUGACAGAAGAAGACCCGGAGCAAGACCUGAAGUAUGUGCCAUCGACCACGAGAGAGGCAUUGGUGGAGAUGCUGGAAAAGAAGAACCAGGACUUAUCAUGCCAGCUUGAAAAUGUCCUUUCCAAGCAAGAGGAAUUAGACCGCUCACACACUCGAAAGGCACGUCAGUUGGAGAGCCAAGUGGAGCUACUACAGGCCAGUCUUGAUCAUGCAACCACCAAGAUUCAAGAGAUGGAAACAACAAAGAGAAAAACAUUGACCAAAGAUGGUAUCACUGGUAAUCAGCAACACGAUGAAGCAACAAACAGUGCUAUCCUCACUGUCAAUAGUAACACUGAUACGGCUGCUCGUGCUAGAAGUGGUGGCUGCGCGGGUAAUUGUGCACAAGUAAAGCUUAAAAUGGAUCAAUUAAAAAUCGAAAAUGACCAUGUGAAUCAAGCAAAAGCACAGUUAGAAAAAAACUUGUUGGACACAUUGCAUGAUUUGCAUCUGCUGAAGCAACAGUGUGAGGAUCUCCAGUUUACAAAGCAUGAUCACGAGCAGUUACAAAUGGCCUUUGAUGCACAGCAUUUGCACAUUGGCGAGUUGAAGCAGAGUUUGGAGGAGCAUCGCCAUGUGUUGACUCGACUACGAGAGCGUGGUGUCUAUUUGUCAGCAGAAGAAGACGACCAAGGGGACGAGCAAAAGAAAACCAGCCAAGGCACGGCGAUGCGAAACAAUCUAUUAACAGAACUUGAAAACGCUUGGUCUAAACAUCAAGCGCCAUCAUCAGCAUCACUGUACAGCCAAGAAGACCAAGACGACUGUAGUACAACAUCAAGCAUUCUAUUGCAACCGUUUCAAACUAUAUAUAAUCAAUUGCCAAAUGUAGACACUGCUUUGGAGUCCAUUCUGGUCAAGGCUGGUGUUGUCGAGAAGGAUGCAUUGGAUGACGCUUUAAGCCUGAUAGGUCGAUUAGAGAACGAAUACGACCAUGAAAAGUUUCUGCUGGAAAAGCGGCACCUCUGUUACAAGAACGACUAUCAAUGUCUGGACUCGCUACGGGAUGAAACGAUCAGCGGCAGCACGAGUAGCAGCGGAUUUGCCUAUUCCUUGCCUGUACAGGUAGUAACCAUGAACGCCAAGCAACCAUUGACUACUGGCUUGACUGGGUCUGUGCAGAAUGUGAUCAAAUCCAUGAUUUACAUGACAUGGAAAUGGCUGCGAUUCACACUGAUCAUGACGAUAGCCAUCUUUAUGAGCCUGAAAGAGGGUCCAUCUGCGUUAUCAUUGUAA
This is a messenger RNA of Mucor velutinosus, 1584 nucleotides long. RefSeq lists its product as uncharacterized. NCBI's taxonomy places the organism in Eukaryota, Fungi, Mucoromycota, Mucoromycetes, Mucorales, Mucoraceae. The record is from RefSeq and is a predicted model, not a curated record. The transcript is spliced from 2 exons. The coding region runs from base 1 to 1584 and encodes 527 amino acids.